Molecule: messenger RNA, 1368 nt
Organism: Melampsora larici-populina 98AG31
Lineage: Eukaryota; Fungi; Basidiomycota; Pucciniomycetes; Pucciniales; Melampsoraceae
Exons: 6
Coding region: 79-1197 (372 amino acids)
Biological process (GO): RNA splicing; generation of catalytic spliceosome for second transesterification step
Cellular component (GO): U4/U6 x U5 tri-snRNP complex; U5 snRNP; U2-type post-spliceosomal complex
Source: RefSeq, a predicted model, not a curated record
CAACCUCUCACCUUAUCACGAAGCUCUAUAAUCAACUAGAUUUUUGAAUACCUACUGGUCUUUCGAAUCACUCAAAACAUGGACAGCUUAAAGGCCCAGAUCGAAUCAAAGCGGAAACUAACCAACCUCACAUCAAAUGAAGGACCAGCACCGAAGAAAUAUAUGAGAAAAGGGGAUAUAGAAAAAGCAAAACUAGAAGCAGAAAGAGAAGAAAAAGAAAGAAAACGAACAAUUUCACAACAAGCAAAUUUUAAAGAGACAGAAGAUCGAUUGAUUCCAUCAGGAUCAAAGGAAGGUAUUAAUACAUCACUUGAUGGUCAAGCCACACCCAAUGGUUUAGAAAACGAAAAUGAUCAAGUCGUACCUGAAUUAUUCAAUAUUUCAAAUGAAGAAGCAGUACGUAGAUUAAGAUCUAGAGGACAACCGAUUCGAUUGUUUGGUGAAAGUGAUAAAGAACGUAGAUUAAGACUUAGAGCAUUACAAUUAAUUGAAGAACGUACUGAAGGUGGACGGAAUGAAUUAAUGAGAGCUUUAGAAGGUGUAGAAGGUAAUAUGGAUUUAGAAGAAUUAGCUAAAAGAGCAAGAGAUGCAAAUGUGAAAGGUGAUUCGAAUAUGAAUAAAGAUGGCAAACUUGGUUCGGGUGAUGAGAUGGAUGGAGACAUGAAAAAUGCAGAAGACGCUGAAGUGACCGUUGAUCUUGAAUUAAUCAAAACGGAUCCACGUAAGAUUUAUCCUCAGAUUUAUUUUGCUCUGAAACGUGUAUUAAAGGAAUGGGAACAAUCUAUGGCAGAGAGACCAGACCAUAUCAGACGUAGUACGCAAGGAAAACUAGUAGCAGCAACCCAAAAGCAAUCUGCAGAAUACUUGAAACCCCUCUUCAAAUCCCUCCGAAAAAGAGAUCUUGCACCAGAUGUACUUCAAGCAGUUGCAGAAAUCGUACAUAACAUGCAAACACGUGAAUAUAUCAAAGCAAAUGAUGCAUACUUAAGACUUUCGAUUGGAAAUGCACCAUGGCCAAUUGGAGUGACUAUGGUAGGGAUUCAUGAACGUAGUGGACGUGAAAAGAUUUUUAGUAAUAAUGUAGCACAUGUUUUAAAUGAUGAAGUUAGUAGAAAAUAUAUUCAAAGUUUAAAAAGGAUUCUUACUUUUGCUCAGACGAAACGACCUCCGGAUGAUUUAGCACGAAAAAUGGGAUAGACACUGGUGUGAACUCAUUUUGGUGGUUUGGAGUGUGCUAAAUAGGCGAGGGUGUUAUGUCACAUGUAUUGCUAUUUCUAAUCAACCACAAUAUCAAAUCUGUCAUGUUUGGUGAUCUUCAGCUUUUAUAUAGAUUAAAAGAUGUUACAGAUUCUACCAUCAUUAUCUUUU